AUGAGCUCCUACUUCUCGUCAUUGACUUCUUCGUCUGCCAUUUCUGGUCUUGGUUCUAGGCUCACAAAUCUUCGCCGCGCCAUCACUCUCGGCGAUGAGGGCGACGACCCAGACAAUGAGGACUGCUCUCACAUCUCCAACGCUCUCCGAGCCUACUACACAGAAAAGGGCCGACAGUUUCCACCAUGGCUACCUCAAGAUCCCAAAGCUCCAGCUCCAGCCCCCUCGCGCACAAUCGCAACCUCGCAACACCCCUCCGGCCAAGCUCCCGUCCAAGGCCGGAGUGGCGGUCUAGGCGAUCUGUGGGGUGACUCCGGCUCACAGCAACAAAAUCCACAAACCGCCAGUUUGCGUCGCGGCCGGGGAGGAAUGGCACCACCGCUUGCAUCUGCCCAUAGCGCACCCUCGGGCCAUUCCCCGUCACCUACGCCGCCCCUCACACAAUCACACUCCUACUCCCCUGCCCACGCAUCAGGCAACCUUCACCCGGGCGGCGCACGACCACUGCCAAGCCAGCGGUCGGGAUCAUCUCAGUCCUCGCAGAGUCGGCCGAACCUCGACCGCGCUGGCUCCGGAGGUGGCUCUGCCCAGGAUCGUCUCCGGGCCAGGCUGCAGGGUGGGAGGUCCCCAAGCCCCAAUGUUGACCCAAGUGUUCGGAAACCAGUCGGCCUGCCUCGACGGUGA
Penicillium olsonii is the source of this 684-nucleotide messenger RNA. The record is from the annotation of a GenBank genome assembly. NCBI's taxonomy places the organism in Eukaryota, Fungi, Ascomycota, Eurotiomycetes, Eurotiales, Aspergillaceae.